Molecule: messenger RNA, 471 nt
Organism: Morchella sextelata
Lineage: Eukaryota; Fungi; Ascomycota; Pezizomycetes; Pezizales; Morchellaceae
Exons: 5
Coding region: 1-471 (156 amino acids)
Source: RefSeq, a predicted model, not a curated record
AUGAACGCUGGAGGAGACGAACAACGUUGGCGUCAGCGGGGCCAACAACCGGCGCAACGAUCGCAGGGCGGUGGGCAGCGAAGGAACAACAAUCCCGGGGGGAACCCAAACAGCAACGGGAAUGUCUGGCAGGGCCCAAAUCAGCAGCAGCAGCAGCACCAACAUCAGCAGCAACAACAGCAACAGGCAGCACAAGCUUACAUUGAUGCUCACGUGCCCGUUAGAGGGUUCAAUGGGAAGGAAGUGGAGGAUUUUCUGUUUCGUGCUUAUGAGAAGGAAAUGCAGGCGGCAAAGAAUACGGGUGUUGAUCAAAGCCAAAAACCUAUGAUUUAUAAGUCUGACAAGGACAAAGGCUGGUCGACACCAAAGAAUGCUUGGGGAACUCGAGCCAAUGCGAUGGCUUCCGGCGGCAACUUUUUGACUCAGCUCAAAAAGAGCCAAGCAGCUUUGCAGAACACCCCAAGGGAUUAA